AUGAACACUAUGGGGGGUAGUAUUGGAGAAGGUAAAGAUGACACCUGGAAGCCUUACACUAUGGAAAUGAGAACCUCCAAUACUGAGAAGGUAAACAAUUUUAUCGCCUCUCUUCCCCCAAACCUUUCAGAAAAAAAUAAACAUUCCAGAAAGUUGCAGUUUAUGGCUGAAAAUGGCAUCCGACAGUUAGGUCUCCCAAGGAUUGGGCAUUUUGCAGACAAGUUAAGGCCAGAACCCAUGCACUGUGAGAUCAAUGCCUGACAGCAUUAUAUUGAUCUCCUAUAUUUAGAGGCAGUAAGAAGAGGAAAGUUUGAUCCUUUUGUUUCUGCCCUGGCAGCACCUAUAGGGAAUAGAGAUGGAGAUGUUAAGGAGGGACAACCCCAAAAGACUCUUUUGAGGGUUUCUGAUAUAGACAGUGUUGGGGAGCGUGCUAGAAAGCAGGAAAUGUUGCAGAAAUCAGAGGAGGGCCUAAAACAAUACCUGCAGAAGACAGGUUUUCCUCAUGUAAGGCAUGCAACAGGUGAGGGGGGGUGUGGACUGGGAUACUUGGCUUCAAGAGUAAAAGAACAUUUUAGUGAUGAAACUAACAGGUAUAACAAGUUACCAGUUAGGCUUAUUGGCAAUCAAGCUAUUGCAUUAGCUCGAUAUUACUACCGUUUAGUUGACACUUUAGAAAGUGAAGAUGAAACUGAGGCACAAACAAUCCAACGACUAGCUCUUAGCAAGAUAGGUGAGUAUCUGAGGAAUGCUGGGGGGCUUUUUAAUAGAAUAGAGACCAAUUCUGCUCAGGUUGCAGAACUAAAAGAAAUGUGUAGUAUGUAUUUUAACCUGAUGUCUUUGUUUUUUUCAUCCAGUGUUAAUGUCACAACAUGA
Pocillopora meandrina is the source of this 873-nucleotide messenger RNA. The record is from the annotation of a GenBank genome assembly. NCBI's taxonomy places the organism in Eukaryota, Metazoa, Cnidaria, Anthozoa, Scleractinia, Pocilloporidae.